This is a messenger RNA of Parathielavia appendiculata, 1465 nucleotides long. RefSeq lists its product as uncharacterized. NCBI's taxonomy places the organism in Eukaryota, Fungi, Ascomycota, Sordariomycetes, Sordariales, Chaetomiaceae. The record is from RefSeq and is a predicted model, not a curated record. The coding region runs from base 119 to 1279 and encodes 386 amino acids. The transcript has a single exon.
GCCAUCUCUCGACUGGCACGGCUUGAUCUACGUGUUCCCGGUCAGACGCGACUUUUUCAUCCGGCCGCGCUUGUUUAUUGGGCUCUAGCGGGUAUGAGACUUGAGUGAGUGUCGAGCUAUGUAUUGGUUAUAUCCAUUUAUUAACGUGACCGCCAGGUUUGCUACGGUCUGCGACCUUGUUGAGCUUAAGAAGUUUUCGGCGGUCGACCUAUCGCCAAAAAUCGAUGGCCUUGCGGAGGGAUGGCAAAGUUCCGACAUUCCAUUCGCCAUGACAAUACCCAUUUCGGAAUUCGAGGACAUGUUCCAGGCCGAGAUCGAUCCGCGAGGACCGCCAACCGCAGCCACAACCGCAGCUCAUUCAAAGGAUGAUGACAGCGCGAGUACCCCCGGAGAUGGCGCGUCCCAAACGAACGACGAACAACAGCAUCACAGCGCACAAUCGCCGGGAUUUUAUCAUCCGGGCUCGAUGAGAGCCGCACUCUCGUCAUACGACAGCAUCACUGUUCCGGUGGAUUCUGAGCCCAACGCCGGAAAUGGCGAGGCGGAUUCUCGCUGCCACGGGCGAGAGUCUGCUACCUCCAUGUGUGACGCCCAGGGCUCCCAAACAGCUCAUGUGGAAUCGGCUGCAGUAGACGGCCUACGAUGUUCGUCCCCAUUCAACAUCGGGACAAACUCGCCUCCUGCGACCGAAACAGCCUCACGCGGCUGGGAGGAGAGCAGAGCCACCAUCUUCCAGUCUAUCAACGCCAACGGCAUGACAACAUCAAAGGAUCAAGAGGCGGACGAACUUUAUCAGAGCACCUCGGGCGGGGUUCUGGCAGCUCGAGAGGCGUCGUCCCUCUACUUGCUGGCUGAUGCGGCCGGGCGGGGACGCGAGGAGCGGCGUUAUGCGGAGGUUGCUCCAAUCUCUGGACCUGAUCGCGGUGGACAGUCGACUUCAAGCCGACCAAACAAGGACCAAAAAAUGGGUCAAGUGGCGACGGUUCACAGCAACUUGGGUGCGACUUUAUCCCUAGCUAUACCACCUUCCCGACUCGGCACCGAGACACAAUUGCCAUCAGCAAGCGGGAGCCAGCCCGGACAAUUGCAUAGUCCCGCAGGGUUCUCCGGAUCUUCGCCGUCGGAGACUCAGUCGCCAUCACCUUUAGAGCAGGUUCUGAGUGAACGAAGCCAGGAGAGAGUGUCCCAUUGUGGGCUAUGGCCUAACUCUCUGCCAGAUGUUAUUCCGUGUGGAAACUACAUCAGUGAUGAAGCAUUGCUGAUGAGUAUCUGUAAGUAAUAUUAUUCACGGUGGGAAUAGCUGCUAACUUGUCAGUUCGGGAACGUAUUUACUCCACGCGGACACUUCUUGAAGAAAACUCAUACAGGAUACCGCUCGUCAUGGCGGACGGGUCAACUGAAGUCAAGGCCGCUGCCCUCUAUCUGGCUUCAACUUAUGCCCGUCAUCUCCAUAACUGGGAAGUUA